GCCGGCCCCCGCGGCCUAUACAAGCAGCUUCGGCGGGCCGCGGGACGCGUCCGAGCUCUGGGGAACCAAGCGAAGAUGGCUGAGUAUCUGCGGCUGCCCAAUUCUCUGGCGAUGAUUCGCCUUCGCAACCCUCCUGUCAACGCGAUCAGUGCGUCUGUACUCAAUGGUAUAAAAGAAGGCCUAGAAAAAGCCAAAGCAGAUGAUACGGUGAGAGCCAUUGUGUUAUGUGGAGCAGAUGGCAAGUUCUGUGCAGGUGCUGAUAUCCACACCUUCCAGGCUCCUAAGCCCCUUGGCUUUGGGCUGGUCAAUGCAGUAGAGGAAUUACUGAAAAAUGAGAAGCCGGUGGUGGCAGCCAUAGAAGGCAUGGCCUUGGGAGGUGGCCUGGAGCUGGCUCUGGGCUGUCAUUAUAGAGUUGCCCAAAUACAGGCUGAAUUUGGCUUUCCAGAAGUCAAACUAGGACUUCUUCCUGGUGCAAGAGGAACCCAGCUUCUCCCUAGACUCAUUGGAGUUCCUGCCGCCCUUGACUUAAUUACCUCAGGAAGAUACAUUACAGCAAGGGAAGCAGACAAGCUGGGGAUUCUUGAUGAAGUUGUGGUUUCAGACCCAAUUGAAGAAGCGAUUAAAUUCAUCCAGAAAGUUUUAGAUCAACCUCUAGAGUCACGCAGACUCUACAAGAAGCCAGUUCAGAGCUUACCCAACAUGGAUGACGUUUUCACUGAAGCCUUGAUGAAGAUACGGAAGCAGCAACCUGGGUGCCUUGCCCCAGAGAUGUGUGUCCGUGCCGUGCAGGCUGCUGUGAAGUAUCCCUAUGAAAUGGGCGUCAAGGAGGAGGACAAGUUAUUUAUGUACCUCCGGGGAUCAGGUCAGGCUCGAGCCCUGCAGUAUGCUUUCUUUGCUGAAAGAAAUGCAAGUAAGUGGUCGACUCCCUCUGGAGCAUCCUGGAAGACAGCAUCGGCACAGCCCAUCUCUUCUGUUGGUGUUGUGGGUUUGGGAACAAUGGGCCGAGGCAUUGUCGUUUGUUUUGCAAGGGCCAAGAUUCCUGUGAUUGGAGUAGAAUCAGACCCAAAACAGCUGGAAGCCGCAAACAAGGUGAUAACCUCUAUCUUGGAAAAGGAAAAAUCCAUGAUGAAGCAAAAGGGCCGUUCUUGGUCUGCAGUAAAACCCAGGUUAACUUCAUCCCUGAACAAACUCAGUGAUGUCGAUUUAGUCAUUGAAGCAGUGUUUGAGGACAUGGACUUGAAGAAAAAGGUUUUUGCUGAAUUGUCCACUGUGUGCAAGCCAGAAGCAUUCUUGUGCAGCAACACUUCCGUCCUGGAUGUUGAUGAGAUUGCUUCUUCCACAAACCGUCCCCACAUGGUCAUUGGCACCCACUUCUUUGCACCAGCUCACAUUAUGAGAUUAUUGGAGGUGAUUCCUAACAAAUACUCCUCCCCUACUACCAUUGCUACUGUCAUGGGCUUAGCUAAAAGGAUUAAAAAGGUUGGAGUGGUUGUAGGUAACUGUCAUGGUUUUGUUGGGAACCGAAUGCUGAGACCAUAUUACGACCAGUCGCACUUCCUGUUGGAAGAUGGCAGUAAGCCAGAGGAGAUAGAUCAGGUGCUGGAAGAGUUUGGUUUUAGAAUGGGACCUUUCAGGGUAUCUGACCUUUCUGGGUUGGAUGUGGGUUGGAGAAUUCGGAAAGGGCAAGGCCUUACUGGGCCUGCAUUGCCUCCAGAAACUCCUGUCCGAAAGCGGAAUAACAGGAGAUACUGCCCAAUUGCUGAUAUGCUCUGUGAAUCAGGACGAUUUGGCCAGAAGGUAGGCAAGGGUUGGUAUCAGUAUGAUGGGCCAAUGGGUAGGAUUCCUAAACCUGACCCUUGGCUUUCCGAAUUCCUGUCAGAGUACAGAGAAACCUAUGGCAUUGAGCCUCGUGUCAUCAGCCAGGAAGAGAUCCUAGAGCGCAGCUUAUACGCACUUAUCAAUGAAGGCUUCCGUGUUCUGGAGGAAGGGCUAGCUGCCAGCCCUGAGCACAUUGAUGCUAUCUAUCUGCAUGGGUUCAACUGGCCCAGACACAGAGGUGGGCCCAUGUUCUAUGCAUCCACUAUUGGCUUGCCCAUGGUUCUAGAGAAGCUGGAGAAAUAUUACAGACAGAAUCCUGAUAUUCCUCAGCUGGAGCCCAGUGACUAUCUUAAAAAGCUGGCUGCUCAGGGAAACCCUCCUCUAAAAAAGUGGCAGGAUUUGGCAGGGCCCCCAAGCAGUAAGCUGUAAUCCAGGGCCAGGCUUUCUCCUCAUAGUUGGUUUUAGCUAAUUCCAGCUGAGUUCCAAUCAAAUUAAAGCCAAAAUUAUAGAAUAAAAGAAAUAGUUUAUUACCUAAUUUUAAGAAUCAUUCUCUGUAUUUUGUCUCUAUUCUAUCAGACCAUUGAAGAGUUCAAUUUGUGUCAGCCAAAUACCCAUAAUACCUGAUAGGAGAACUUCCAGAAUAAGUUUAGGUCCCCAAAUGUUCUAAUCAUUGGAGAACUAUGUCAUCAGUUAAUAAAUGAUGACUGCAGCUAAGUCAUCAGUGUUUUGGCCCUUUCAGCCUCACACACUUAGUAUUGAUGGGAAACGCUACAGAUCAUACAUCUAGUAAACAUUGAUGGAGAACUUCUCAGCAGCUCUCACCUCCCACUUGGCACUUGGCAGACUAGAUUCUGGGGUGUGUGUUUGAGGUGGGGAGGCUUGGGGACAGUUCAUGAGAGCACUAGGGAAGCUACUAUGCUGACAUUUAGUGCAUGUGCUCUGUGGUGAAGUGCAGCGUUUGGCAGGUUAGAGUCAGAGUGAGGGUCUCUGUGACAGGGCAUGGAAAGCUGCCCAAGGACAUCAGCAGAGGAGGUAACCAGAGAGACACUGCUGUGCCUUGGAGGGGUUAGGUAAAGCACAGGUGGGCGUGGUGAGGGAACCCAGCGCUUCAGAGCAGAAAGAGG
Messenger RNA from Ochotona princeps (American pika), 2942 nucleotides. RefSeq names its product peroxisomal bifunctional enzyme. NCBI's taxonomy places the organism in Eukaryota, Metazoa, Chordata, Mammalia, Lagomorpha, Ochotonidae. The transcript has 7 exons. The coding region runs from base 76 to 2247 and encodes 723 amino acids. Gene Ontology annotation, cellular component: peroxisome. Gene Ontology annotation, molecular function: (3S)-3-hydroxyacyl-CoA dehydrogenase (NAD+) activity; NAD+ binding. Gene Ontology annotation, biological process: fatty acid beta-oxidation. The record is from RefSeq and is a predicted model, not a curated record.